Messenger RNA from Laccaria bicolor S238N-H82, 4113 nucleotides. RefSeq lists its product as uncharacterized. The coding region runs from base 1 to 4113 and encodes 1370 amino acids. The transcript is spliced from 10 exons. Gene Ontology annotation, molecular function: mRNA binding. The record is from RefSeq and is a predicted model, not a curated record. Lineage: Eukaryota; Fungi; Basidiomycota; Agaricomycetes; Agaricales; Hydnangiaceae.
AUGUCAAAUCCACCAGCAAUCCCCAUCAUUAAGAGCAAUUCACCACCACCAGCUUAUAGCGAGAUCCCGCCCUCCUCCAGCGGAUCCACCUCCUUCCCUGCACCAGCGCCUCUUUUCGCCCAUCCUGGUCCAUCACAACAUUUUGGGCCCACACCUUUGAAUCCCACCCAGAUGCUUCUGCCUUAUGCAUAUUACGGUGACCCUGCAGCUGCGGAUCGACGUGCACGUUGGCGUUUUGCUGCGACAUUGCUAUGGGCUCUUGCUGCUUGGCUCGUGCUGGCCUUAUUCGCUGGUGUGGAGUUGGUUUCUUCCAAGUCCCAGGAUAAUUCUGUUGUAUUCACGGUUUCGACUAUGAAGCCCGUGACAGUCUCGCUUAUCGUUCAUCUGUAUCUUAAGAAGGAUCCGAGCACCACCAUGAAUGCCCCUGGAUAUCAUUUAUCCAUAAAUGGUUUUCAACCCGUGUUCAGUCACAUCGAGGCGCCCACCGCCUACACUUUUAAAUUUGUUGGCUUGAACGAGUGGCUAAGGAAUAAUGGAAAGGAGGGGACAAAGGAUACGCUGGACAAAGAAAGAUGUGACACUCCAAACUCGGGACCGUCCGACUUCCUUCAUCACAUACCUCUCGAUCGCACUUCCCCGACACAAGCCCUAACCCCCUUCCUCGUCGUCCACCACAGUGGCGAAGCGCACCUUCAUAUCAUACUCGCAUCGACUUACCGCUCAUCUCCUCGCCCCCCCACAUUUUUUUUUACCUCUUCAUUAAUCACGUCUCGUCCCACGCGUCGCCCUAGACCCACGUCCACUGCGCUUGCUGCGAUUCACGCUCGAGCCACGCUUUACUUCUCCACACCGACGCUCAAGACCCCCCUUUACUGUUUCAACACCCCCGACACCACCCAUCUCAUUUACUCCGUCGACGCACAGGCAGACGCAGAGCCCAUUCAUCCCACCUCUGAUUCUGAUCAGCCGGCGCCAGCAUCUUACAGUUCAACUUCUGACUCAUCUUCCGGUUCUCCAUCCGUAGCAUAUCCGCUCUCUAUGCAUUCACAACACCAGCACCAGCCUCGUCCUGACUCCCCACACGAAAAUAACACACAGAAUAUGCUUCACCAUUUGCAUUCCCAGGAUUCAUUGUACAGCAUUCAAGCCUCUCAAACGGGGUUAUACAACAACUCCAAUCUGAUGCAUCACUCAUCUGAAUAUCCCAACGACUUUGACCACGCAAAAAUUCAGCAGCAACAUAAACUUAAUGGCUUUGCACCUAAUAGUAACUAUCGGGCUUCCUUCAGCUCUUUCCCAAACACAACCCGCACGCGACACCCAACCAAUCAGUCAUUCCUCAAUCAAACAUCUUUUCGCGAUCUCCAGGCUCACUUUCCUACUUCUUCGGACGCUUUUCAAAAUCAAUUGACAUCUCCUGUUCAAGCCCACAUGCAAGCCUAUGAAUCUAGGGCUAGCUACGACUUUGGAAAUGGUCAAUCGGGGCUAGUCGGUGGCCCGAAAUAUCUUGUCGAACCGUAUGGGCCUUCCUCAGCGAUGGUGCAGCCCCACCAUAACCCUAUCAAGGCUGGUUCACAACAAGCUGCGUAUGCCGCAGUCUCGCAGUACACGAACGGCGUCCAUCUCUCCUCGCAAACUCCUUAUGGUCCCCAUGUGGCUACGAGUGGUCCUACAUCGUCGAGUGCAGGAAUAGGUAUCAAUGCUGGAUCCGGGGUGUCAUCGGGAUCCGGAACCUUGAGCAUGGGAAACGGCACGAAUUCGUCGUCAAAUUUAGAGGAAAUUUCUACCAUCUUCGUGGUCGGGUUUCCUGAAGAUAUGCAGGAACGGGAGUUCCAAAAUAUGUUCACGUUCUCGCCUGGGUUCGAGGCCGCGACUCUCAAGAUUCCAAACAAAGAAUAUACUGCAUAUGGUGGCUUGGUUGGUUCUGGAACGGCCACUGCUGCGCUGCGAUCCUUCCAGGGGUAUAGUGGAUCGAAUGACCCCUAUAAUCUAGUCACAGUCAACCAAGGUGGUGUUGUUGUCGACGGUGGUAGGGACGGAACAAUGACGUCCUGGCCCGCCACUGUACCUGGGGAUGAUGGCACGGGUGCGCACUUUUUGGGAGCAGCUUCAAAUAUGCCUCCCAGGAAGCAGAUCAUUGGGUUUGCAAAAUUCAGGUCACGUGAAGAGGCCCUGGGAGCGAGAGAUGUUCUCCAAGGUAGGAGGGUGGACAUCGAGAAAGGUGCAGUGCUCAAGGCGGAGAUGGCGAAAAAAAAUCUACACACCAAGAGAGGCGUCGGUCCUGUUCCCGGGAGUGGAGCAAGCGCUGUCGGCGGGUCGACGACGACAGUAGGAAAUAACUCAUCCAACCCCACCUUGCAACACAUCAACGGCACCACCUUGUCUGGUAGUGGUGCAGACCCGUACACUUCAGGUGAUGAAGGCGCUCCUUCGAUUGGGCUUGGGCAGGGUUUGGGUCGUUUAAGUUCCUGGCGUGACCAUACGCAACCAGAUGUCAUCUCUCACUCAAAUGGCCUUUUGAAUGGCGGCGUCUCUGUUAAGGAGGAAGAAGACCGUAGAAGGGAACACAUCUACAACGCCAUGGGACUGGGACCUGGGUCUGGAACUCGUGGCCCUAGGGAACGUGCUGAAGAAGAAGAGCGCGAACGGCGAAGGCAUGAAAAUGAGAGGAAGUUGAGAAACAACAAUUUCCUCGCCUUUGAUGCUUUCCACGCUGUGCCAGCUGGCAUCUCCAGACAGAAUUCCAACCUCAACGGCGGGUCUUCCCUGCUUUAUCCGACUGUAGAGGGAGGGUCGAGUAUAGGGUCGAGCCCUCUCCUUGCCAACGCUUUUGCUGCGGCUCAAGGACCUCAGCCCCAGCCGGUUCAACCUGCUGAUGAUAUUGUUGGACCCUGGGAUCAAGUCCACAAGCCUGCGUCCACUAAUAUUGCCCCAGGCCGACCCAGCUCUUCUCAGCGCUCAUCAUCGCCGCCUUUACAUGAGCUCUCUGAUAACCGAUAUUCUCCUUUUGAUGAGGAUCAUAUUCAGCAUUACGAACAUGGUGUACAUCAAGCAAGAGAGCAUCGGGAACAACCCGAAUCCAGCGCUUCUAGCGUUGGCUCGCAUGGUGUCUUGCCUGGUAGUGAAGCACAUCGCGAAUCUGAAGCAGAUCUCACCAGGGCCAUCGGUGAUUUGGUUUUGAGCACGAACAAUGGAACAACAUCGCCACAAUUGCCUUCACCUGCGUCAGGUGCGAGCUCGGCUAGUGCGCGGAAUGCGAUUGAUCAAAAUCCACCGAUCAACACGUUGUAUGUCGGCAAUCUGCCAACCUCUCCAACCCCCAUCGGUUUUCCACAGGAUUACUUAGAAGAGAGUCUGCGUGAACUGUUUUCUUCGUGUCCGGGGUUUCGGAGGCUUUGUUUCCGACAGAAGAACAAUGGGCCGAUGUGUUUUGUUGAGUUCGAGGAUGUCCAGUAUGCUGCAAAGGCGCUAAACGACCUGUAUGGGAACACUCUCAAGGGGCUCGUUAAGGGCGGAGGCAUUCGGCUGUCAUACAGCAAAAACCCGCUUGGCGUGCGGACUCCCACCGGCGCCAGCGGUUCUAACCUGCAACAACAGCCGCAGGUACCCAAUGUGAAAAAUUCACAUCAAGGUAACACCGCACAAGCUUUUCAUCCUGAGGCAUUUCAGUCUCGGAUCGAGGAACAGUCUCAGCAGCGACCAAUCACUGCUAUGCGUCGGGAUGUCAGCACGGUGUCUUCUCCCCCAGCUACUGUUGGUUUGUCCUACAACAACACCUAUUUGACAUCUCCACCCCCACGAUUUUACUCUUCGUCGCCGGGGACAUCCAACGUCUUUGGGGGUACUUCAACCACCCUCACCAGUACCUCGAACGCCUUCGUUCCGCGUGGUGGUGGCAUGAGCUUAUACAGCUAUAACCUGGCGACCUCAAACGGACAUGCCUCAUCAACGACGUUCGCUCCUUUUGGGAUGUCAACCCCUCCCCCUUCUUUGAUACCCGAGCAGAGUUCCAGCUCUGACGAACCUGCUUUACAUUCAUCUCAGCAUUUCAUACACCAUCGCGCUUUGUCGCCCCCUGUCAGCAACAGUCUAGAGGCCGCUAGGGCCGGUUGA